AAAGAGCUGCGUUUGCUUACAUUCCGGCAACGAACCGCUGUAAUCGGCAUUUUUCCUUCCCAAAAUGAAGAAAUUGCUCGUGUUUGUUGUACUGUGCAUUCUGAUAAACAACUUAACCGAUGCGAAAAAGUUUAAAGAGGAAGAAAAACCAUCAUGGGCCAAAAAGGACAUACGUGACUUCAACGACGCUGACAUGGAACGAUUGUUGGAGCAAUGGGAGGAGGAUGAUGAUCCACUCGAGCCGGAUGAACUGCCGGAACAUUUGCGACCACCGCCGUCCAUCGAUAUGGCCAGCGUAGAUUCGACGAACCCCGAAAACAUUCUGAAACUAUCGAAGAAAGGCCGCACGCUGAUGACUUUCGUGUCGGUUGACGGCAAUCCAACGCGUGAAGAAACGGAGGAAAUUACCAAACUCUGGCAGACGAGCUUGUGGAACAAUCACAUACAGGCCGAACGUUACCUGAUCGAUGAUAACAGGGCGAUUUUCAUGUUCAAAGACGGCGCCCAAGCAUGGGAGGCAAAGGACUUUCUCGUUGAGCAGGAACGAUGCCUGCACGUAUCGAUAGAAAACAAGGAGUACAAAGGCAAGUCCCACCGAGAUGAGUUGUGAAUCAAUAGUGAGCAGCCGCAUUUUGAGCGUGAAGAUACGCUGAACUCUAUAAAAAAUGGAAUCCAUUUGAUUUUCGGAAAGACUGAAAAUAAAUUUGCAUGAAAUGUGUCGUGAA
This is a messenger RNA of Anopheles moucheti, 725 nucleotides long. It is a transcript of the gene boca, whose product is annotated as LDLR chaperone boca. Lineage: Eukaryota; Metazoa; Arthropoda; Insecta; Diptera; Culicidae. The transcript is spliced from 2 exons. Bases 65 to 610 code for a protein of 181 amino acids. Gene Ontology annotation, biological process: protein folding. The record is from RefSeq and is a predicted model, not a curated record.